GCGCGCCCCGCCACAAUCAGCCGCAGCCCCCGAGGCAGGACAAUAAUGCAAAGUGCCAUGUUCCUGGCUGUCCAGCACGACUGUGGAUCCAUGGACAAGAGCUCAGGCAGUGGCCCCAAAAGCGAAGAGAAGCGGGAAAAAAUGAAGCGAACCCUAUUAAAAGAUUGGAAGACCCGUUUGAGCUACUUCUUGCAACAUUCUUCCUCUCCUGGGAAGCCCAAAACUGGCAAGAAAAGCAAACAGCAAACCUUCAUCAAGCCUUCUCCUGAGGAAGCACAGCUGUGGUCAGAAGCAUUUGAUGAGCUGCUAGCCAGUAAAUAUGGUCUUGCUGCGUUCAGGGCUUUUUUAAAAUCUGAAUUCUGUGAAGAAAAUAUUGAAUUCUGGCUGGCCUGUGAAGACUUCAAAAAAACUAAGUCACCCCAAAAGUUGUCCUCAAAAGCAAAAAAAAUAUAUACUGACUUCAUAGAAAAAGAAGCUCCAAAAGAGAUAAACAUAGACUUUCAAACCAAAACUCUAAUUGCCCAAAAUAUACAAGAGGCUACAAGUGGCUGCUUUACAACUGCCCAGAAAAGGGUAUACAGCUUGAUGGAGAACAACUCUUACCCCCGUUUCUUGGAGUCAGAAUUCUACCAGGACUUGUGUAAAAAGCCACAGAUCACCUCGGAGCCCCAUGCUACAUGAGAUGGAAACAGAAGCCCAAAAGUGAAGGACAUUUCAUUUUUUUCCUAAAGGGGAAGGCUGCAGCCUGCCCCAAAGACUGACUUGAGAUCAGCCUGGGUGUUCGGGAGACAUUACUCAGAACUGUUGAUUGGAAGUUGGAGUCAGUUAGGAAGCUGGUAGUCGUCCAGGAGAAGCUAGUGCCAAGAGGGCUUCCUUAACUGUAGAGAACACAGGGAGAGAGGGGUCCGAAUGUGGUGUGUCUCCCACUGGAAAAGCAGGAUUGUGAGACUGAAAGAUAUAAUGUAAUACUAUUGGUCCAAAAGCAUUUUCAUUAUCAGUAGGCCUGGGAUUAUGUGGCCUUAGCUAGCUGGCUGUGCAUCUUUCCCCAAAUCAGUCUGAUAUUACCACAUAGUGGUUUUAGUUUUAGUUUAUCUUAGUACUAAGUAACAUUAAAACGUUUACUACAUGCAAGCGUAUUGAAGUUCUCAUGACUACAGAUCAUCAGUACUGUUGUCUCAUAUAACGCUAAAACAGAAAUGGUCUGUGUUUUAACUGUUAAGUGGUGUGUCAUAGAAUGAGUACUGUUGUGUAGAAAGUUCAGCAUCCAUGAUGAGUGCCAAAAUCUGUCCUGAAGGCAGCUAAACUUUGAAGUGGUCUUUGAAUACUUUUAAUAAAUUUAUUUUGAUAAAUAAUGUUAUUGGAAA
Pteropus alecto (black flying fox) is the source of this 1364-nucleotide messenger RNA. RefSeq names its product regulator of G protein signaling 2 (gene RGS2). The transcript is spliced from 5 exons. The record is from RefSeq and is a predicted model, not a curated record. The coding region runs from base 46 to 681 and encodes 211 amino acids. Lineage: Eukaryota; Metazoa; Chordata; Mammalia; Chiroptera; Pteropodidae.